This is a messenger RNA of Paramecium sonneborni, 191 nucleotides long. The record is from the annotation of a GenBank genome assembly. NCBI's taxonomy places the organism in Eukaryota, Ciliophora, Oligohymenophorea, Peniculida, Parameciidae.
AUGGAAAUUGUAUAAUUAAAGAUAAAAAUAAAUUUUAUGACUGCAAUUUUCACAUAGUAAAGAAAUGAAGAAUAAGACUAUAGUCAAAGGUACAUUUAAUUAUUUAUUUUAUAAGGAUCAGAAAGAUUUAAAUAAGAUAUAGAUUACGAUUUUAGAAGUUUAAAUUUGAAAAAGAGCAUAUUUUAGAUUGA